GUAAACGCUGGUGUAGGCUUUGUUGGAGAGAGGAGUGGGAAAGUUUUCGAUUGAUAGUUGGGGCUGAAUGUGGAAAUGUGAAAAAAGAAGUAAAGAAUAAAUACGUUUUCCAUACUGGUACUGGCAGAGCUUUUAAAGAUAACGGUAAUGUAGCGAGUGCAUUGUCAGCGUUGAUUAUUCGUUGGAGAUAA
This is a messenger RNA of Paraglomus occultum, 191 nucleotides long. NCBI's taxonomy places the organism in Eukaryota, Fungi, Glomeromycota, Glomeromycetes, Paraglomerales, Paraglomeraceae. The record is from the annotation of a GenBank genome assembly.